AGUUUUGUCUGUGUUUUACUUCAUAUUUUGACUCCAGCAACAUUCAGCAACAAAAAUGCUUCUUCUGACUACAGUGGUUUUCUGGCUUGCUGGUAUAUGUGAUGGUGUGCAGAGACUGACGUGUCCUUAUGAUCUAAUGGACGAGGGCCUCCCCAGGGUGUGGUGUAAGGAGACCUCCCCACAGUGCUGUACAGGCUUCAGCUUCAGCAGGCAGAGCCAGUCUUUGGAUGCAGGAAGUCUGAAGGUGACCCAGGGUGUUGACUCCUUCACUGUGGAUGUCCUGAACCUGACCCAGGGAGAGGGAAUGUAUUGGUGCGGUGUGCUGAGCAGCAAUAACACCAUCAUCAAACUGGCUGAGGAGUACUUCUACAGCAGUUCCUACGUUUGGGACAUUCUUCGCUGGAUUCUGAUGCCUCUGCUUCCCAUGGUGUCCAUAUUUUCUUACUGUUACUUAAACAGAAAACACCAAAACAAGAAGGAGGAGGGCCAACUCAUGAACAUCGCUAUGACCUCAGAUCUGGCACAAAAUAAUCGACAGAAUGAAGACUCUGCAGAAGAGAUAACUGAGCUAGAAUGAUGGACAUUGCCAAAGGACACACACAAUGUUAAAGGCGCAUUCAAUUCUAUGCUGCAAAACAAGACAGCCAUUUCAGCUUUUUACAGUUACAAACGUGCAAGUUAUUCUAAAGCAAUUUGAUAAUAAAAUCCAAUGCACCUAAUAGCUUAUAUACUGUACUUCCUUUUUAUUUGAAUAUAUCAAUGUCAAGAAAAGGUUUGUCUCCCUGGUGGUUACAAGAGCUAAGUGAAAAUAAUCUAAACUAAUAGUUUGUAGUAGCUUUCAUGAUUUUCAUACUGUAAAAAUUUAAAUGCCAUCUAUGAAGAAAUAAGUUUGCAUUUAUUAGGACAAGCCAAACACAAGUUUACAUCCAGUUAAAACAUGGAAAAGUUUCAUGGGAUGAAAAUAAAUAUCAACGUACCUUUCUAUACAUUAUUUUCUUAUUGUACAACAUAAUCCUCAUGCGCCAAUUGGAACUUUGCUUUUAGCAUUAUUUUGCCUAAUGAACCACCCAUUGAAUGACAACAGUAGACAGACAAUGCAGCAGUAUUUAAGAUGAAUGCAUAGUUUAAUAUUUUGAAAGAUACAUUUUAAAUCGUUGAGUGUAAUCUAAAGUGACAAGUAUGUAAUAAAUCUAAAAGUCUGUCACGUCAGUUAAUAAACAUACCUUGUAACAUUGUGGAAAUAAAAGCUAUGUACUGUAUAUCA
This is a messenger RNA of Coregonus clupeaformis (lake whitefish), 1264 nucleotides long. RefSeq lists its product as uncharacterized. The transcript is spliced from 5 exons. The record is from RefSeq and is a predicted model, not a curated record. Lineage: Eukaryota; Metazoa; Chordata; Actinopteri; Salmoniformes; Salmonidae. Bases 56 to 577 code for a protein of 173 amino acids.